Rotaria socialis is the source of this 3645-nucleotide messenger RNA. NCBI's taxonomy places the organism in Eukaryota, Metazoa, Rotifera, Eurotatoria, Philodinida, Philodinidae. The record is from the annotation of a GenBank genome assembly.
AUGAAUAAUCGAUGCCUAUUUUGUGCACAACGGACAACAACAGCGUGCUGUUUAGGCUGUCGUACAAUAGACCGAUCUACAAUGUUCGAGACUCUUUUAACAUUACUUGGUAAAGCACCCAUGGUCGGUAAUUACUAUGAUCAAAUCAAAGUUAUUUGUCACCAGAUUGAGACCUUGGAGUGGCUUUUGACACCGAUUCAAUUCACGCCCGUCACUCAUUUUGACCUAAAAGUUCAUAGAGUAGAUCAAGAAGCUAAAUUAUAUCUUCAACAAGCAUCUUUGGAUGUUCAAAAUAUGAUUCCAAUCGAGGUCGCUGCAGAUGUACGAACUUUAAUUGAACUCGUCAAGAAUGAAAUUUUCUACAACAAUCGUUUUAUGCAUAUUGUUGGACCACUGAAUGAAGUCAUGAAAAACAUUGCUCGCAAUUUUGCAUUUUCGGAACUUUAUGAAAUUGCAGCAUUGAGCAAUGUUCUCAAAUGCAAUAUACGAAGUAUAUAUCCCAUAAUUGAUUAUCGACCUCAUUUACACAUCAUGAAUAGUACUUUUGAACAUGCUCAGUACAGCAUUGUGUCCAAAGCAAUUUGUCUAUUUUGGACACAUACAGAAAGCGAAAUCGAUGCACGUAGAAGUAAUGCUGGUAACUGGUCACCUAAUCAUUUUGUGCCACUUUUACUUCCAUCAGACAAUUCUCAGAGUCAAAAUUGUCUAGCUCAACCGAAAAUCUCUGGCUCAGGCUUGACACCAACUAAAGCAACAACGAAAAAUAAUUCGCUUACUCAAGUACGCAUCCCUCAAUUUAAUCAGGAAGAUGAUGAAAGACGAUCAUUUCAAGUGCCAUCAACAGUUAUCAUGACAACCAACGAAAUUACAACUCCUCGCACCAAGCGUCGACUGCAAUUAGCGGAGACUUGUGCUAGCGUUGAAAGUACAAUUGUCGAACAGAAACGUAUGCAAGCCCGUGAAAGAAUGGCUGCUAAGAGAGCUGCAGCUACAUCAGAGGAAGCUGAGAGACAACGGAUACUUGCAAGGGAAAGAAGUGCAGCACGAAGAGCUGCCUUAACACAGGAGAAAGCCGAACAACAACGCACUCUUACUCGUGAUAGAAUUGCAGCUAGACGAGCUCUGCUAACACCAGAAGAAGUUGAACAACAGCGAUCUAUUGAUCGGGAAAUACAUGCAGCACGAAUAGCUGCCUUAACACCAAAAGAGGUUGAACAACAACGUAUACUUGCCGUUGACAGAAGCAUGACUAAACGAGCUACUGCGACGCCGAUAGAAGCUGAAGAACAGCGAGUACUAGCUCGUGAGAGAACUGCCGCCAGAAGAGCUGCCCGUGUGUCAGAAGAAGCCAAGCAACAACAAACUGUGGCUUACAAGACAACUCGUCUUCAGAAAACUGUCAAGCAGAAGCAAACAGUAAUGAAAAGAAAGCCAAAUCAAGAUGCAAAAGUUGAUUGGCCAAAACCAGUUGAUAUGGACUGCAAAAUUAACUGUUUGAAGAACUUCAUACAGCACAUGUCCAUGGAUUCUCUAGCGGAGUGUGUCUGUGGCAUCUGUAAUAUUCGUCGCUAUAAGCGUGACCUUCGUCAUGUACCUUUAAGUAAAAUUCCAUCGAUUGAAUUACUCAAGAUACAUCCCGAUCUUCACAGCAUGAUUCCGAAAAUUCAGGAAAUUAACAGCUUCAAUUCAAACGCUACCAAUAAAGUAUGGAUGGGAGAUAUGCCAAAACAACUACAAGGACUAACCAUUCCUGAGCAGAGACUUAUUGCUCUUUAUCGACACAACAGUUGCAUUGUAAAAUUUCAGUCCCCUUUUCAUUCGACUAGUACAGCUCAAUCAGCUUUAAAAGGAAACUGCAUAAGUUUUCCUCAAGAUGUUAUUAACAUAGCCACUACUUUACCAUUGGAAUUAGACGAUUUAUGUGACUCUCUAAAGAUUAUUUUUGUCGGGUCUCGCAUGCCACAAAGAAGCCAACUAAAACAUAUUUUGACUGUUCGAAAAAAGAAAAUUUAUGAUGCCCUCCAAUGGCUUAAUCAAAACAAUCCACUGUAUCGAUACAUUACAAUUAAUCAAUCAACAAUCGAUAAAUUACCUGAUGACGAUGUACCAGAGUGCUUAUGGGCAACAAUGGAAAUUUCAAACAAUACAGAAGCGGCAGAAAGUGAAAGGUCAAGUUAUAUUCCUGAUCCUUUGACCAAUGCAUCUGAAUCCAACACUACAACAACAGUACCAAUAACUGCUAGUGCUGUUUUAGAUGUUAACGGUACUACAGUUUCGUCUGAUGACGUUGUUGAGCACCUAUUAGGACAAAUGAAGAUACGGAUGUCAGACAAAAUGCUCGAAAGUCAAUCCGAGGAAGGUGCGGAACAAGAUCCCGUAUACAUGAUUCCUCGUGGUAACAAACCGGCCAAUGAAUAUUCUAAUCCAAAUCUUUUAUUGGGUGUCUUUCCUACGCUUUUUCCUUAUGGAUUUGGUGCACUUGAAGAUAGCUCUCGACCAGUUCAAAUCAAGUUUCGUGAGCAUGUGCGAUAUCUUCUUUCGUACGGAGAUCGUCGUUUUGAAGAGCACUAUUCAUUCAUAUUCGUUCUCUUCAAUAUUUUACAACGCCGUACCGCAUGCUUCCAUGCCCAACUAAUGACAUCAAGACCAUAUUUUCAACGAUCCGCACAGCUUCUUGAAACAUUAAGUUCUGAAGAUGUAGCAACAGCUCUGUUGAAUAUAUCCAAAGCGUCUUAUACCAAGGUUUCCGACGAAAGAAUUAAUACGCUUAUGAAGCACAUUAAAGUUGUUGGUGGACAUGUUAUGGGUUCAGCUCAUUCACGAUGGGCUCUUCGUACAAAAAUUCAUUCACUAUGUUUUAAUCUCGGUCUCCCGAGCCUUUUCGUAACAAUCAAUCCGGCCGACAUACAUAGCCCAGUAGCACUCUAUUUUGCAGGUGUUGAUCUAGAUCUUGAUCGGGUUCUCCCAGAAGUAUUGCGCACAAGUUAUGAACGUGCUCAAAUUAUCGCAACACAUCCUGUUGCCACCGCAAAAUUUUUCAACUGUUUGAUAAAGAGUAUCUUGAAAUGCCUCGUGCUCGGAGGUGUACUUGGUCCAACAAAAGCAUAUUUUGGCACUGUAGAGAGUCAAGGCAGAGGAUCGCUUCAUUUACAUCUCCUUAUUUGGCUCAAGCAUGAAUACACUCCAGCACAGUUGAAAGAAAACAUUCAAAAUCAAGAUUUUUGUGACAAUUUAUUGAAAUAUUUAGAAGAUGUUGUAAAAGAAGAUUUGGACCUAUUUCGAGAUGAAACCAACGAUGGAACCAGUACAGCAAGUGACAUCAGAGUAUCCAUUCAAGAAACUGACUCGAUAACAAAUGAAGUUGUACCGGCUUGUCUAUCAACGCCAAACCCUGCCUUGGAUGAUUUUCAUCAGAUUUUUUGCAAAGAUGUAGUUCGAUUAGUGGAAACUUCAAAUAUUCAUAAGCAUUCUACAACUUGCUAUAAAUAUUCGAAAGGCAAGUCUGAUACUUCAAAAACUUGCCGAAUGCGUAUGCCACGUGUACUUGUGAAGACUUCCAACAUCGAUCUCUCGACAGGUCAAAUAACUAUGCGACGAUCACAUCCGUGGAUCAAUAACUUCAAUGAAUGGCUCAUAAGUGCUUGA